This is a messenger RNA of Macrosiphum euphorbiae (potato aphid), 681 nucleotides long. NCBI's taxonomy places the organism in Eukaryota, Metazoa, Arthropoda, Insecta, Hemiptera, Aphididae. The record is from the annotation of a GenBank genome assembly.
AUGAUUCCAGGAGCUGUGUGCAAAGUAUUAACACUUUUAUUUGGUGUAAUGUAUCCAGCAUAUGCAUCAUACAAGACGGUGAAAAACAAAAAUGUGAAAAAUUAUGUUAAGUGGAUGAUGUAUUGGAUAGUUUUUGCAGCAUUCAUUUGUAUCGAAAGCUUAACUGAUAUAUUCCUUGAAUUUUGGUUCCCAUUUUAUUAUGAUAUUAAAUUGCUCGUGCUGUUAUGGAUUUCUUGUCCAUUUACAAAAGGUUCAACAAUUCUAUACAAACAACUAGUACAUCCAACUUUGUUAAAAAAAGAAACGGAUAUUGAUGAAUUUUUGGUCAAUGUUAAAUCACGUACCUACAAUGCUUUAGCGUCAACCGCCAAACAAACAUUUCAAAUGACAGCUGCAAUUGUUGCCCAGCACACAUUAGUUGGGCGUAUGCCAAUGGUUCUUCAACAAAUGGUUACAUUGGACAAUGAGUAUUUACCACAAAAUCCAGCAGCUGUCAUAAGAAAAGUGAAAAAAAAGAAACCCGCAACGAUUUUAAUGGAAGAUACUGUGUCCGAUUCUUCUACUGACUCAUCGCCAAUAGAAUCUACUAUUGUAGUUGAAGAUGUGCCCAUUCAGAGACCUAAACGUAGUAAAGUGCAAUAUCAACAAAAAGCUAGUAACAUUAUAAAUAAGAGACAGUAA